Colletotrichum chrysophilum is the source of this 288-nucleotide messenger RNA. RefSeq lists its product as uncharacterized. Lineage: Eukaryota; Fungi; Ascomycota; Sordariomycetes; Glomerellales; Glomerellaceae. The record is from RefSeq and is a predicted model, not a curated record. The coding region runs from base 1 to 288 and encodes 95 amino acids. The transcript is spliced from 2 exons. Gene Ontology annotation, molecular function: carbon-sulfur lyase activity.
AUGAUGAUGCUGCGGCGGGAACUGACAUCAUCCACAGGCGAGCCCAAGUACUACGAUAUUACCGGCGACUCGGGCAAGAAGAACAGGCACUUCUUCUGCUCCGGCUGCGGCUCCAGUUUGUACACCGAGCUCGAUCUCAUGCCGGACGUCACCUGCAUCAAGGCUGGCGGACUGGACGACGGAAAGGCGAGUCUCGAGGGAAAGCCUGCUGUCGAGUUUUACUGCAAGGACCGCGUGUCGUACCUGACGGGCGUCAACGGCGCCGACCAGAAGCCUGCGUUUUCUUAA